This is a messenger RNA of Hypoxylon trugodes, 2139 nucleotides long. RefSeq names its product MFS general substrate transporter. The transcript has 5 exons. Gene Ontology annotation, biological process: transmembrane transport. Gene Ontology annotation, molecular function: transmembrane transporter activity. Lineage: Eukaryota; Fungi; Ascomycota; Sordariomycetes; Xylariales; Hypoxylaceae. Gene Ontology annotation, cellular component: membrane. The coding region runs from base 229 to 1824 and encodes 531 amino acids. The record is from RefSeq and is a predicted model, not a curated record.
CAGUUGGUUCUUAUGGGACCCUAAUUGAGAUAGGGGUCGCUUAGAUACCUACCCUAUCAACGUCGUAGUCUAGGCAGUCUACCGUGAUAAUAAUGAGGUGAGAUAAUGUGAUAACGCGUCUGGUGUUUAGUAUUUCACCAUCGGUUCCCAUCCCCAUCUUAGAUGGACCCAACUGGCUUCAUCAUACCAUCGUCGACCCAUCUUAUUGUUCUCCGUACGUAAUUUGCGAUGGGUUUCCUUUGGAAGAAGAAGCUAGGCGUCGGCCGACAAGAUCAAUCCCCGGACGAUACAGUGGAGCCGCGCGCAGUCGAGACAACUCCGGACGACGCGUUGAUCGCACCCAAGACCAGUGAAAAAUUUUACUUCUGGACUCGACCUGGUACUUCGAAAGAAGAAAAGAAACUUGUGCAGAAACUCGAUCUUGCCAUUCUUACCUUUUGUUGCUUGACCUUCUUCGCGAAGGACCUCGAUCGCAACAAUAUUAAUAAUGCCUAUGUUUCGGGCAUGAAAGAAGAUCUGGGCCUUUAUGGAAACGAACUUAACUGGAUGGUCACUUGGUUUCAAAUUGGAUAUAUCGUCGGCCAAAUACCAUCGCAGAUCUUGUUAACGAAAAUUUCGCCACGAUGGUAUCUUCCGGCUGCCGAAUUUUUAUGGGCGUUCUUUGUGCUGUUUAUUUAUAAAUGCCAAACUGCGCAACAGAUUUAUGCCGUUAGAUUUUGCGUCGGGUUCGUCGAGGCAGCUAGUUGGCCGGGUUUGCAUUUCAUGAUUGGAACAUGGUACCGCAAUCAUGAAAUCAACAAGAGGAGCGGUAUCUUCACCGCGUCAGGGAUUGCAGCCACUAUGUUCUCGGGUUAUAUCCAAGCUGGAAUCUAUCAAACCAUUGAUGGCCACCUGGGUAUCAGAGGGUGGAGAUGGCUCUUCAUUAUCGACUUUUUGAUAACUUGCCCCAUGGUCAUUAUCGGCUUGAUCAUUAUCCCCAACCCAUUAUAUGAGAAGAGCACUUGGUGGAUGACAGAAACGGAACGCCAGAUGUGUAUGAAGCGCCUCGAAGCCGAUAACCGCAAACCGCUAGGGCGAUUCGAUCGAUCCCUUUUCAAGCGCGUCCUUGGGAGGUGGCAUUUCUGGAUUUUGUGCACAUGGUUCUCGCUCAUGUACUUCGUCUAUCAAGCCCCAACCACAUCGACCAUGGCGCUAUGGCUCAAAGCGGAGAAGUAUUCGGUACCCGACGUUAAUAACCUACCUACCGUAUACUCGGCUAUUUCAAUCGUCUUCAUGUUGGUGUCGGGAACCUAUAACGAUUGGAGGGGGUCUCAGGUUGAGUCGGUGAUAUUGAUCUGUAUGACUCAGAUUGUGUCAGAAUCUAUGUUGGUCGCGUGGAACCUGGGGAAGCCUGCUCACUUCUUCGCAUUCUAUAUCGCUGGUACUAUCCAAUCACUAUUCCCGGUCAUUGUGAGCUGGACGCAUCGGGUGUGCACUGGGGAUGCGGAAGAGCGAGCUAUCGUCAUUGGUGCACUGAAUUCAAUUGGUUUGGCUCAAGGUACUUGGUGGAACCAGGUAUUCGUUCCAACGGUGGAAGCGCCUCGGUUCUAUCGGGGUUAUCGUGCUGGUCUCGCUGCGUCGCUGGCUUUAUCGGCUUGGCUACCAGUGGUUAUGUGGUUUACGCGACGACAGGAGAAGCAAGAAAAGGAUCAAGGGAUUCGCGGGGAAGUCGUCGAGGGUUCGCAACACGAUACCGAAGAAGGAAGAGAGUCGACGGAGAAACGAGGGGUGGCGGGAAAUUUGUCAGAACAAGACAAAGCGAACGAAGCGGGAAUCGUAAUGUGAACGCAGCAUGUAGGGUAUUGAAUUGCAAUACUUGGUUGGAUUAAUCUCGCCAUAUAAUAAGACGUUCAUUAAGUUAUAUGGAUGCCUACCUGAUUGUGACGUAGGACUGCGAAGGAUUUCGUGAUAUGCUUCGAAAAUCAGAGGUCGCCUGUAUUAAUGCUCAUAAGAACUGAACACCUCAAUGGGAGAUGGUAAAACCGUCAACUCCCUACGUAGUAAGCGAAUUCUUAACAAUCGUAUGAAGAACGCGCGGGAGAUUUCGACACAUUAGCGACAAGAAAGCAAGGCAAGGACUUCACGGCGCGAAGAUGGAAU